Molecule: messenger RNA, 1396 nt
Organism: Microbotryum saponariae
Lineage: Eukaryota; Fungi; Basidiomycota; Microbotryomycetes; Microbotryales; Microbotryaceae
Source: the annotation of a GenBank genome assembly
AUGCAACGGACACCUCGAUGCUUCGCCCUCGCCUCGGCGGCGACCACUCGUUCGCUCGUGUCACUCCAGAGACCGUUCUCAAGCGUGCCUCCGCUGCAGUCCAAAGCGUCGAAAUCGAGGAGUAAGAAGACCAAGCUGCUCGUACGACAACCUACCGCUGUCAAAAUUGCAGUCGCCCCCGGAAGCGUCGCGGGCCCGAGCAACAAGGGCAAAGCAAGUACUGCCCCCAGAGGUCUGCUCGAGGAGGAAGAAGAACCUUCCCAGCCUAUCCACCAAGCACCCGAGGUCAUCACUACAUCAAGCGUGGACGGUGCAUCGGCCAAAGAGGUCAUCUCAGACCACCCGGAGGUGGUGGAUGCCAAGCUAUCAAGUGAGUCGAAUCCCUUCUCUCGCGCCUUGUUUCCUCCCCGGCAGAGAAAAUCCAGUAUUUUAUGAUGAGCUCACACUCGCAUGUCAUCACAACCCUCGUAUGUCCAGCUGUUUCAUCCUCACACGAUGAACCACACCAAAACCAAGAAGAAGAAGAGACGAUUUAUACCUCUCCACCGCCGUUCAACGUACCUCUCCUCAUGUCGGCCUGUUUUGCCUUUAGUGUGUUCAGCCUCAGCGCCGCCGACAUCGCUCGCACGGGGUACGCCUCUUAUGACGAGGACAAGGAAGCAUACGAGCUGGCUUCACCUUGGAAGAGGUAUACUUUUGCGGGAGGCUUCGUGUGCGUUUCGGUCGGGUUGGUGCUGUGGGGUACACUGGCACCGGGGAGGUAGGGAAUGGCCCAGCUUUUCGUCUUUCCGUUAGAUAAUCUCGAUCCUGACGCUCGUGUUGGCUGGCAGGGUCAUAACCAAACUCACAAUACGAAGAGGUCCGACCGCGACGAAACCUAUGAGCUCAAUACCACUCGCCACUCGAUAUCCUCCUACGUCACUGGUCUCGAUCCACACACCCUUGACCCGACUUCCCAUCGUGGGCGGCAGACCGCGACAAGUUGAACUCCACCGACUCGUCCUUCUGGGUCCUUUGGCGCAAGGACCCAAGAGCUGGCACCCAGCGCAUCACUCUCCCAUAGAGACCGCAGAGAAGAAGAGAAACAACGUAAGUACUCCCUACUGCCCUGUCCUUCAUUUGCCUUGAUAUUAACCAUCAUCGCAAUCGGCGUCUCCAGCCCGUCUCGCGAGGCCUCGCGAAUCUCUCCGAGCUCCUCAUCGCGCCUUCCAAGCCGACCUCUCCCUCCGACCGAUGGAAGAACAAGGGCACGCUGUCUCACGUACCCCUACUGGUACAUGGCGACCGUUUCUCCUAUACACUGGGCAAACGAAGGGCCGGGAAGCAGGGCGAUCUCGCAGGCGCUUGGUGUGAGGACUGGGAAGGGUUCGAGAAAGCCCUCUUGGGCAAGAAAUGA